AUGGCGACCAAGAUGUGCUGUACGGCGGAGCAAGACCAUCGUUCGGAAUCGCCUGAGCUGCCCAAUGCCCGCCUCAGCCAACUCACACCAGCGAAUCGCCCACUUCUACCCAAAAGUACUGGCUCACCCGGCUCACGCUUUACGAGUGUUCGUUCUGAAGACCUCCACGAGCUUCGAGAAAUCUUCCACAAUGCGCAGGCCUCUGACCAAGAUCGAGCUAUGCCGAUGCGGGCCCUUCGUGCGCGAUUCAGUCGCCCAUCAAUGCAUAGUAUCCGAAGCCUACACAAGAUGACCAGUAUGCGCUCUCUUAUCAGGCGGAAGUUUUCGAAAGAGCUCCCGGAAAACGCUUCAGGUGUGUCAUCAGCGCACAUCCAGCCGAAGCAGAAGAGCAUCACGUCGAUUCCCGACACCGUAGUGAAGCAGCUGAAAGACCCAAACCAGCAGCUUCGAAUCACCAAGCAUGACUUACGCAAGGACCUACUAAGUGACAAGAAGCCCGAUGAGGGUGGAUAUGAUUCAGACGCUGAAGUCCUGGACGACAUCGCAAAGAACAUUGGCAAGAAACCGCUAAGCAAGAGGCCAAGCAUCCGCAGUGUCGACUGGACAACUACCACAGGAAGGCAAGUAGACUCUAUUGUCAUUCUCACACCAUGCUGA
This is a messenger RNA of Alternaria arborescens, 657 nucleotides long. RefSeq lists its product as hypothetical. The coding region runs from base 1 to 657 and encodes 218 amino acids. Lineage: Eukaryota; Fungi; Ascomycota; Dothideomycetes; Pleosporales; Pleosporaceae. The record is from RefSeq and is a predicted model, not a curated record. The transcript has a single exon.